AUGAAUAAUUUAGAUUAAUCAAUUUAAUCGGAAUUCAAUGAGUUUACAGCUUAAUUUUAAUAAUAAGAGAAAGUCAUUAAUAAUCCAGAAUCAUUAUCCUUCUAAAAUAAAUCUGAGUAACUUUAUCAAAAUUAAUCAAUACAAUUUUAAUCAGCUGAACAAUUACAAUCAUUUUAAUAGAGCUUUAAUCAUUUUUAAGACUUUCCUUAAGUUGAAUUAUUAGAUACAUCAUAAAAUGAAACAGAACAAUAUCUAAAUAUAAGUUUUUAAGAUAUCAUAUAGCUUCUCUUUAAUAAUGAAUGUCCUCAGCUAAACAAUGUCCUUAAAACUGUUAUUUUUAGGAGUUGUAUAAUCAUAAAUGUAUUUACAAUUCUCAACUUAAUUUUUAUUAUUAAUGAAGUAGUAGCCUUAUAUUUUUCAUUAAUUACUAAGGAUGAGAUAAAAGAAUUAUUCAGUGUUUAUUUUGGAUUCAAUCUAAUCUCUGAUUGUUUAGUCAUCUAUAUUAAUUGUCAACUUAGAUAUACUAUAAAUGAAGCUGAACAAAUAAAUCAUGGAGAUGUAACUCAUUCAAUUAUUGAAUACUUAAAAUAUACAAUAAAAUUAAAUAGUCCAUUCGAAGAUAUAUUAGAUGAUGAAGAAUAGAGUUCCUAAGCAUAAUAAGUAGCUAUUAGUAUCUCUGAAAAGAUAACAACAACUAAAUGGAUAUCAUAUUUGCUUGAAAGUUAAAAUUCUUAAAUGUUUGCUUUAAAUCGUGUAUGUUUAUUGGUUAAAAUGAUAUUAUUUGCUUGGGGUAAUAUCACAAUAAUAUAAUGGGCAUUUCUGAAUUGGAAUGAUAAAAUGAAGGGAAUGGAUUAAUUUGAAUUCAUAUUGAUAAUUUUGACAUUGAUCUCAAUGUUGAUAGGUUACAUGGUUAUAGCUAUGAUAAUAUGUAUAAUAUUAAUGAUAUGUGCUAUCAUUCCUAUAUUAAUAGGAAUGGCUAUAUGGUAAUCAUGUAGUUGGUGUACUGAUCUUUAUUAUGAAUAUAAACAACAUAGAAUAGAAUAAUAAAGGAUUGGAUUUCUAUCAAAUUUAAAUUCACAAAAAUUUUAAGAUUUAAAGAAUUAGGAUACGAAUAUACAUGAAGAAUGUUCAAUAUGUUUAUAGACCUAUUAAAUUGAUGAUAAUUGUGUUAAAUUACCUUGUAAUGUAGAUGGUGGUAAUAAGAAAAUCAAUCAUAUUUUUCAUGAUGAAUGUAUAAGAAUUUGGAUACAAGAUUAAGGUUCUUGUCCAAUAUGUAGAACUAUAUUUAUUGAAAGACUUGAAAAUUGA
Messenger RNA from Paramecium pentaurelia, 1308 nucleotides. NCBI's taxonomy places the organism in Eukaryota, Ciliophora, Oligohymenophorea, Peniculida, Parameciidae. The record is from the annotation of a GenBank genome assembly.